This is a messenger RNA of Funneliformis caledonium, 1695 nucleotides long. The record is from the annotation of a GenBank genome assembly. NCBI's taxonomy places the organism in Eukaryota, Fungi, Glomeromycota, Glomeromycetes, Glomerales, Glomeraceae.
AUGGAUACAGAAAAUGAACCCAUGUCAGAAACAACUAUUCUCCCGUUUGUCGAUGUCGUAAAGAAAGAAUGGAAAAAGGAUAACGUAAUCACCUUCUUACAAAGGGAAGACUUGAACUUAGAUCUUGACGAUGAGGAUAUUGAGAUAAUCAGAAGUAAAAAAAUUGGUGGUAAAGCCUUUCUCAGUUUAACAAAAGAAGAACUUGAAAGUUAUGGACUACAACCAGGACCGGCUAUCGCGGUCGCUGAGCUGGUCAAGGAAAUUAAAGGCGAGCAAGGUCCCACUUUGAAUCUGGUACAAGCACAUAUAGAUGAUGAUGUUCUAUAUAUUUCGACCCGAAACAUGCUCAACAUGAAACCUGAAUAUAUUCCAGCCCGUAAUAAUUUACUUACCUAUCUUCAACAACCGUAUUCCCAGCCGAUCGAAAUUUAUCCAACGAACUACGAUCGAUACUUUCGACCAGAACUCUCUCCAGAGACUUUGAAUCAAUUCUUUGUGAGCUCGUUCAAGGCUUCCACGAGAGUAUGGAACGAAUUUAUAAACAAUAUCGCCUAUCCACCCUUGAUCGGUACAACGGAAGAUUCAUUCCAUGCGUUUUGGGACGCACUUAUUAUUAAACCUAUUAAAAUCGGAUGUCCUAAGGGAGUGUAUAAUCGAAACACAUCUCACCACACUUCCACAAAUCAAUUUCGACCAGAUCUUUCAUAUUUGGUAUUUGGUGCCUGUCUUGCAAGAGGGGAGGAAAAGGGACCUGAAAAUCAUGAUGAUCCAGCAUUGGAGCUAACCUCUAAAUUGACAUGGACGUACGGGAAUUGCCCUUACAUCUUUGGGUACUAUACAUUUGCCACCAGUGUAACUUACUGCUAUUUAUAUUUCGAAGAAGAGAAUAUUAAGCGGAAAGAUUUGAUCACUUGUUCACUCGAUGAAGUAGAAGGACGCAUACAAGCUUUCAAUAUUGGAAGAAACAUUGGCCGAUUGCUGACCUUACUUCGUCAAACUGUACCGGAAUAUUUUCAGCAAGAAUUUAUUGUCCUUCACCGAUCGAGUGGUAAAGUGAUUGAACUUAUGCAAAAAGAAAUUGUAAAACGUUAUCCUUCACUGGAUUCUGUUAUGAAUCUUAAGCACCUUUAUGAUAAACUUGCCGAGCACCAUGUUCCUUACAUCGAAUGCCUAGAGAAGAUACAUAUAAAGGAAGGAUCAACUCCAUUCGUGAUUUUUACACCAAAAGGAGUGGAUUGUAAACCACAAUCAAAAGAACAAUUGAUCAAGGCGUUGUGUUGUGUUUUGACCGCACUCGAGGCUCUUCAUAAAAUGAAAUUCAUGCACCGCGACAUCCGCUGGGAAAAUGUGUUGAGAUACAUCAAUCGGGACAAGUGGUUCAUUAUUGACUUCGAUGAAGCGUGCCAGAUUCCUUCGGCUGUUCCAAAUACGCAAUUAGCUAAAGAUAACCAUGCACCCGAGAUUUUUAAGCCCUUUCAUAAUGAGAGCGUCGAUAUCUGGUCUGUCGGAUAUUUGAUUCUGACGACCUCUAUUGAAAUUCGAGAAUCUGAUGAAUUGAAAGCCUAUGCAAGAACGAACUUGAUGGCAAAGGAUGAAUUCAAUAGACCAACAGCAAAAGAUGCUUUACGAUGGCUUUGGAGCAAAUAUAUGGAUAUUCUCAGAGAAGAGUUUUUGGAAUUGAGGAAUCUUAACUAA